AUGCCCGCUCCAGAUAAUGCGUGGAGAACGACUGCGCUCUUGGCGUUAUCGCAGUUGCACAGCUCAGGCUCCUUGGCUGACGCGACAUUUGAGAUCAUCGCGUCGACGUAUUCCGUACGUGUCGCAUCACAAGAGACACGUGAAGUGCCGCUGAAAUGGGAGAACUGGCAGGAUCUAGCGUUCAUUCUGGAGGGCCCGUUCCGAUGGAGAUGGGAGACGUACCAACUCGGACCGAAAUCAUCCGCCGACAUACUCUCGAAGCACCUGAUAAUGCCGUUGAUCAGCGUCACUCAUCUCGCGUUCGCCUCUGCAGAUCCCGUCUCUGAACUUUCCGAGGCGGACCUACAAGGUGCAAUUGAUAAGACAGCGCGAACAGCCAGGAGGACAGGUAUAGAUACGCAUGUUAAGCAUGCUAUGUCUAAACCCGGAAUGGCUAGUGCUAUAUCUCGCAUCACCGCCUUGAUGAACGGAUCACAGUCCCCUCCGAACAUUACGUUAGAUCCUGAACUUCCUCAGAUUAACGUGCCAUCUAUGCCACACGUGCCAAAAUCGGUGCCAAAGCAGCGCGAGGCUUCUCCCGAUGUCGAGAUGAUCGGCGAACCCGUUCCCGACUCUUCGCGCCAUACACCCGAAGUACAGCAUCGCGACAUCCGGAAGGACUCGCCACCGGCUGCAGUACAAUCCGAGACCGAAUCAGAGGACGAAGAGUCGCCAGUUCGGCCCGUCGACCCCAUGGAAGACGUUCGUGACGGUCCGACGCCUGCGAUCCAACCCGCCGAUGUCCAUCGGGAGGAGUCCGGUCCGAAUACUCAGCACUCAGACGCGGAUUCGGAUUCCGUCCGACCCCCUUCACGGCCUCACAAGAAGCCGAGGUCGGUGACAAGCUCGUCCGACGAGGAAGAUGCCGGUGGCACCCGGCGUGGCGGGACCGCUCAAAGAGCAAGCGCAACAGGGGUAAGACGAGGCGCAAGACAACCAUUGAGACGAGGUGCAAAGCGAUUCUGA
Molecule: messenger RNA, 1005 nt
Organism: Punctularia strigosozonata HHB-11173 SS5
Lineage: Eukaryota; Fungi; Basidiomycota; Agaricomycetes; Corticiales; Punctulariaceae
Exons: 4
Coding region: 1-1005 (334 amino acids)
Source: RefSeq, a predicted model, not a curated record